Messenger RNA from Bombyx mori (domestic silkworm), 1512 nucleotides. RefSeq names its product cytochrome P450 monooxygenase Cyp4M5 (gene Cyp4m5). The record is from RefSeq and is marked provisional. Gene Ontology annotation, molecular function: iron ion binding; heme binding; oxidoreductase activity, acting on paired donors, with incorporation or reduction of molecular oxygen. Lineage: Eukaryota; Metazoa; Arthropoda; Insecta; Lepidoptera; Bombycidae.
AUGUUCGUUUACUUGAUAUUUAUCGCUUCGUUUUUCUUAUUAAUUCAUUUAGCUUUCAAUUAUAAUUCGAAAGCUGUGAUGAUGAAUAAAGUUCCUGGUCCAAAGUUGUCGUUCAUUCUCGGGAAUGCACCAGAGAUAAUGAUGUUGUCAUCAGUUGAGUUAAUGAAACUGGCCAGGAAAUUCGCAAGUCGCUGGGAUGGAAUAUAUAGGAUUUGGGCGUUUCCUUUGUCCAUUAUAAAUAUAUACAAUCCGGAUGACGUAGAGGUGAUAGUUUCGACCACAAAACACAACGAAAAGAGUUCUGUGUAUAAAUUUUUGAAGCCGUGGCUUGGGGAUGGAUUGCUAAUAAGUAAAGGAGAAAAAUGGCAGCAAAGAAGAAAAAUCCUUACGCCCGCUUUCCACUUCAAUAUCUUGCGACAGUUCAGUGUCAUAAUUGAAGAAAAUUCUCAACGUUUGGUGGAAUCAUUGGAGAAAUGCAUCGGAAAACCUAUAGACAUAGUACCUGUAGUAUCAGAGUAUACACUGAAUUCCAUUUGUGAGACCUCAAUGGGCACUCAACUAAGCGACAAAACAGAAGAUGCGUGGAAGGCAUACAAGGACGCCAUAUAUGAGCUCGGACCGUACUUCUUUCAAAGAUUCACUAGGGUUUAUUUAUAUUUUGACAUUAUCUUCUAUUUAACAUCUUUAUGGAGAAAAAUGAAAAAACCUUUAAAGUCACUCCACGGAUUUACUUCUACCGUUAUAAAAGAAAGGAAAAUUUACGUUGAACAAAAUGGUGUUAAAUUCGGCGAGGACGUCAACGAUGAUGACCUUUACAUAUACAAAAAGAGGAGAAAAACUGCCAUGCUGGAUUUACUGAUAGCUGCGCAAAAAGACGGAGAGAUCGACGAUCACGGAAUACAGGAAGAAGUGGACACUUUUAUGUUCGAAGGUCACGAUACCACUGCGUCUGGAUUGACAUUUUGUUUUAUGCUACUCGCCAAUCACAGAGCAGUUCAGGAUAAGAUUGUGGAAGAAAUAAAUGAUAUUAUGGGAGAUUCAACUCGACGCGCGAACUUGGAGGACUUGUCCAAGAUGAAGUACUUGGAAUGUUGCAUUAAGGAGUCUUUAAGACUAUAUCCACCUGUGCAUUUUAUUAGCCGUAACUUAAACGAGCCUGUUGUUUUAAGUAACUAUGAAAUACCCGCCGGUUCGUUCUGCCACAUUCACAUCUUCGACCUUCAUCGACGCGCCGACAUAUACGAAGAUCCACUAGUCUACGAUCCAGAUCGGUUCUCUCAAGAAAACAGCAAAGGACGACAUCCGUACGCAUACAUACCAUUCAGUGCUGGACCGAGAAAUUGCAUUGGUCAAAAAUUCGCCAUGAUAGAAAUGAAAUCUGCCGUUGCUGAAGUACUGCGAAAAUACGAACUUGUGCCGGUAACGCGUCCUUCAGAAAUUGAACUUAUUGCCGACAUCAUACUGAGGAACUCUGGCCCGGUUGAGAUUACAUUUAAUAAAAGGACCAAAUAA